GGCGCUACUACAGUCGUUCUUUCUAGCUUCGAUGUAAAAACAUUUUGCGAAGCAAUUCAAAAGCAUAAAGUUAAUCAUAUUUAUGCUGUUCCACCAAUUAUAAUUAAACUUGUUGAUGAUCCAGUGGUUCAAAAUUAUGAUUUGUCAAGUGUGAAAAUGGUUAUAAGUGCUGCUGCCCCAUUAGGUGAUAAAUUGGAAAAAAAAUUCUAUGAAAUGUUUAAAAUACCAGUUUUGCAGGCUUAUGGACUUACGGAAACCUCCCCAAUAUUACAUUAUCCUGAUUUAAUAAACCCUACCCCGGGCUCUAUUGGGAAGCUCAUUCCAAAUGUGAAAGCUAAAAUAUUGUCUAAGGAUGGUCAUGAAUUAGGAUACAAUGAAUGUGGUGCAUUAUACGUUCAAGGACCAAAUGUUAUGAAAGGUUAUCUUAAUAAUAAAAAGGCUACAGAUGCAGUCUUCGACAAAGAUGGAUUUUUUGAAACUGGCGAUGGUUUUCAAGUGGCACCUGCUGAAUUGGAAUCGAUUCUGCUCACUCAUGAUGCUGUAUCAGAUGCUGCAGUAAUUGGUGAUUAUUGUGAGGCUGAAGCAACAGAAAUUCCUAUAGCAUAUGUCACAAUUAAAAAUGGACAUGAACAAUCUCAAGAUUUGGUGAAACAAAUUCAAUCUUAUGUUAAUAAAAAAGUUGCUCCACAUAAGAAACUAAGAGGCGGUGUUUUGUUUAUUGAUAAAAUUCCAAAAAGUGAUUCUGGUAAAAUUCUUAGAAGGGUAUUAAGGGAUAAAUUAAAGCAGGAUAAAAUGGUAAAUUAA
This is a messenger RNA of Racocetra persica, 804 nucleotides long. NCBI's taxonomy places the organism in Eukaryota, Fungi, Glomeromycota, Glomeromycetes, Diversisporales, Gigasporaceae. The record is from the annotation of a GenBank genome assembly.